AAAGAUGUUCAUGUGUUUGUGUUUCAAAGUUUACUUUGGAAACAAUGAGCUCAAAUAUACAAUGUGAUAACUAAGUAGCUUAGAAAAUGGCUGCGCUGUUAUGUGGUAGUACCCCAUCUGGUACCCGAACGCAAUGCACAGGGAAAGACAAUCAUGACCGACUGAUGGCCCUGUAUCAUACUGGAACAGAUGUAAAGAGGCAUUUGUUACAAUAUCAUCUUUCACAGAAAAAUCUAGAUUUAGCUGAUUACCUGUAUGGAAGGUAUCAAUUUCUUCAACCUGAUGACAUAAAACGUGCCCUCCGAACAAAAAAUAUCCAACUUUCAGAUUUAGGGAUUUACUCAAUUGACACACUGUUGUCGGAUCAAUGUUUUGACUUAUUCUGGGACAGCUGUUUAGAUAAGGAUAAAACGAGUCUUGAAAAUAUCCUAAAUAGAUACAAAGAGCAUUUAUAUAGCCUUUACAAAACAAGUGGCAGUGAUCAUAACGGAUCUGCAAGAAACGCAAGGAAGCGGGAAUAUUUAUCAAAAAAACAAUGGGAAUGUUUGUAUAAAGGUCCAGAGGACAUAACGGAAAAUGAUGUUCAGCUAUCAUUAACUUUUCCAAACAAAGGACUAAUAAUACAAUCUUUCGAUGAUGAUAUGAAUUUUGUUCUUUUAAGCAAUGUGUGUCCGUUAUAUCAGUCGUUACAACUUGUAACAACAAAUCAAAUAAAGCUAUCAAGGAUCGCUGUUGAACAUGAAACAAACAACGAGACCUUCGACGAAAUAUGGAAGCUAAUGGCAACGCACUUAAAACCUAUCAGCAGCUAUUGUAACUGUGACACUCAUUUUGACCACAAACUUGAUUGGAUCAAGAAAGGUACAUUUAAGUGUAUACAAGUACAAGAGAACCGGAAACUUAUUUUGGAAUCUACUUUUGACAACAAAACUUUUUCAGAGGAUGCGGAAUUUAUGACUCGUGUACAGAGAGAGUUGAAUCUGAUUGAAACUGAAUACACAAAAGAUCUCGUAUCGAAACAUUGUGAUAAGGAAAUACAUGUUGUGCUAGUACAUGGACAAUAUGUAGCUGGAAGUUACCCAUUAUCAAUUGAAAAGGCUACUAGACAAGACUUAGAAAGUUGCCAAUCUGUUUGCAGCAGACAGGUAUUUCAUUACAAUAAUUAA
Mytilus californianus (California mussel) is the source of this 1166-nucleotide messenger RNA. RefSeq lists its product as uncharacterized. The transcript has 5 exons. Lineage: Eukaryota; Metazoa; Mollusca; Bivalvia; Mytilida; Mytilidae. The coding region runs from base 87 to 1166 and encodes 359 amino acids. The record is from RefSeq and is a predicted model, not a curated record.